AGCCGUUUCCGGAGUCUGCGCUGCGCCCGGUUCCGCCAUUGCGGCUCUCCUGGCCCCUGGAGCCUCCGCCCCCGACCCGAGCUCUUUCGUCUGCCUGCCAGUUUCCUGCGUCCCCGGAGAGGAUCCUGCUGAGCCCAGCCUCCCCCCUCCCCUUCUCCUCCUCUCCCUUGGAGAGCCCGGGCAGCCACUGCCCCGCAGCCCCAGUGACAGGAGGAGACCAUAACCCCCGACAGCGCCAUGGCCCAGAUUCUGCCAAUUCGUUUUCAGGAGCAUCUCCAGCUCCAGAACCUGGGUAUCAACCCAGCAAACAUUGGCUUCAGUACCCUGACUAUGGAGUCUGACAAAUUCAUCUGCAUUAGAGAAAAAGUAGGAGAGCAGGCCCAGGUGGUAAUCAUUGAUAUGAAUGACCCAAGUAAUCCAAUUCGAAGACCAAUUUCAGCAGACAGCGCCAUCAUGAAUCCAGCUAGCAAAGUAAUUGCACUGAAAGGUAUAAAAGAAUCUGGGAAAACUCUUCAGAUUUUUAACAUUGAAAUGAAAAGUAAAAUGAAGGCUCAUACCAUGACUGAUGAUGUCACCUUUUGGAAAUGGAUCUCUUUGAAUACGGUUGCUCUUGUUACGGAUAAUGCAGUUUAUCACUGGAGUAUGGAAGGAGAGUCUCAGCCAGUGAAAAUGUUUGAUCGCCAUUCUAGCCUUGCAGGGUGCCAGAUUAUCAAUUACCGUACAGAUGCAAAACAAAAGUGGUUACUUCUGACUGGUAUAUCUGCACAGCAAAAUCGUGUGGUGGGAGCUAUGCAGCUAUAUUCUGUAGAUAGGAAAGUGUCUCAGCCCAUUGAAGGACAUGCAGCUAGCUUUGCACAGUUUAAGAUGGAAGGAAAUGCAGAAGAAUCAACGUUAUUUUGUUUUGCAGUUCGGGGCCAAGCUGGAGGGAAGUUACAUAUUAUUGAAGUUGGCACACCACCUACAGGGAACCAGCCCUUUCCAAAGAAGGCAGUGGAUGUCUUCUUUCCUCCAGAAGCACAAAAUGAUUUUCCUGUUGCAAUGCAGAUCAGUGAAAAGCAUGAUGUGGUGUUCUUGAUAACCAAGUAUGGUUAUAUCCACCUCUAUGAUCUUGAGACUGGUACCUGCAUCUACAUGAAUAGAAUCAGUGGAGAAACAAUUUUUGUUACUGCACCUCAUGAAGCCACAGCUGGAAUAAUUGGAGUAAACAGAAAGGGACAAGUUCUGUCAGUGUGUGUGGAAGAAGAAAACAUAAUUCCUUACAUCACCAAUGUUCUACAAAAUCCUGAUUUGGCUCUGAGAAUGGCUGUACGUAAUAACUUAGCCGGUGCUGAAGAACUCUUUGCCCGGAAAUUUAAUGCUCUUUUUGCCCAGGGAAAUUACUCGGAGGCAGCAAAGGUGGCUGCUAAUGCACCAAAGGGAAUUCUUCGUACUCCAGACACUAUCCGUCGGUUCCAGAGUGUCCCAGCCCAGCCAGGUCAAACUUCUCCUCUACUUCAGUACUUUGGUAUCCUUUUGGACCAGGGACAGCUCAACAAAUACGAAUCCUUAGAGCUUUGUAGGCCUGUACUUCAGCAAGGGCGAAAACAGCUUUUGGAGAAAUGGUUAAAAGAAGAUAAGCUGGAAUGUUCUGAAGAACUGGGUGAUCUUGUGAAAUCUGUGGACCCUACAUUGGCACUUAGUGUGUACCUAAGGGCUAACGUCCCAAAUAAAGUCAUUCAGUGCUUUGCAGAAACAGGUCAAGUCCAAAAGAUUGUUUUAUAUGCUAAAAAAGUUGGAUACACUCCAGAUUGGAUAUUUCUGCUGAGAAAUGUAAUGCGAAUCAGUCCAGAUCAGGGACAGCAGUUUGCCCAAAUGUUAGUUCAAGAUGAAGAGCCUCUUGCUGACAUCACACAGAUUGUAGAUGUCUUUAUGGAAUACAAUCUAAUUCAGCAGUGUACUGCAUUCUUGCUUGAUGCUCUGAAGAAUAAUCGCCCAUCUGAAGGUCCUUUACAGACGCGGUUACUUGAGAUGAACCUUAUGCAUGCGCCUCAAGUUGCAGAUGCUAUUCUAGGCAAUCAGAUGUUCACACAUUAUGACCGGGCUCAUAUUGCUCAACUGUGUGAAAAGGCUGGCCUACUGCAGCGUGCAUUAGAACAUUUCACUGAUUUAUAUGAUAUAAAACGUGCAGUGGUUCACACCCAUCUUCUUAACCCUGAGUGGUUAGUCAACUACUUUGGUUCCUUAUCAGUAGAAGACUCCCUAGAAUGUCUCAGAGCCAUGCUGUCUGCCAACAUCCGUCAGAAUCUGCAGAUUUGUGUUCAGGUGGCUUCUAAAUAUCAUGAACAACUGUCAACUCAGUCUCUGAUUGAACUUUUUGAAUCUUUCAAGAGUUUUGAAGGUCUCUUUUAUUUUCUGGGAUCCAUUGUUAACUUUAGCCAGGACCCAGAUGUGCACUUUAAAUAUAUUCAGGCAGCUUGCAAGACUGGGCAAAUCAAAGAAGUAGAAAGAAUCUGUAGAGAAAGCAACUGCUACGAUCCUGAGCGAGUCAAGAAUUUUCUUAAGGAAGCAAAACUAACAGAUCAGCUACCACUUAUCAUUGUGUGUGAUCGAUUUGACUUUGUCCAUGAUUUGGUGCUCUAUUUAUAUAGAAAUAAUCUUCAAAAGUAUAUAGAGAUAUAUGUACAGAAGGUGAAUCCAAGUCGACUUCCUGUAGUUAUUGGAGGAUUACUUGAUGUUGACUGUUCUGAAGAUGUCAUAAAAAACUUGAUUCUUGUUGUAAGAGGUCAAUUCUCUACUGAUGAGCUUGUUGCUGAGGUUGAAAAAAGAAACAGAUUGAAACUGCUUCUGCCUUGGCUAGAGGCCAGAAUUCAUGAGGGCUGUGAGGAGCCUGCUACUCACAAUGCCUUAGCCAAAAUCUACAUAGACAGUAAUAACAACCCGGAGAGAUUUCUUCGUGAAAAUCCCUACUAUGACAGUCGCGUUGUUGGAAAGUAUUGUGAGAAGAGAGAUCCACAUCUGGCCUGUGUUGCUUAUGAACGUGGCCAAUGUGAUCUGGAACUUAUUAAUGUUUGCAAUGAGAAUUCCCUCUUCAAAAGUCUUUCUCGCUACCUGGUACGUCGAAAGGAUCCAGAAUUGUGGGGCAGCGUGCUGCUGGAAAGCAAUCCUUACAGGAGACCCCUAAUUGACCAGGUUGUACAAACAGCUUUGUCUGAGACUCAGGACCCUGAAGAAGUGUCAGUAACUGUAAAGGCUUUCAUGACUGCAGACCUUCCUAAUGAACUCAUUGAACUGCUGGAGAAAAUUGUCCUUGAUAACUCUGUAUUCAGUGAACACAGGAAUCUGCAAAACCUCCUUAUCCUCACUGCAAUUAAGGCUGACCGUACACGUGUUAUGGAGUAUAUUAACCGCCUGGAUAAUUAUGAUGCCCCAGAUAUUGCCAAUAUCGCCAUCAGCAAUGAGCUGUUUGAAGAAGCAUUUGCCAUUUUCCGGAAAUUUGAUGUCAAUACUUCAGCAGUUCAGGUCUUAAUUGAGCAUAUUGGAAACUUGGAUCGGGCAUAUGAGUUUGCUGAACGUUGCAAUGAACCUGCGGUCUGGAGUCAACUUGCAAAAGCCCAGUUGCAGAAAGGAAUGGUGAAAGAAGCCAUUGAUUCUUAUAUCAAAGCAGAUGAUCCUUCCUCCUACAUGGAAGUUGUUCAGGCUGCCAAUACUAGUGGAAACUGGGAAGAACUGGUGAAGUACUUGCAGAUGGCCCGUAAGAAGGCUCGAGAGUCCUAUGUGGAGACAGAACUGAUAUUCGCACUGGCUAAAACAAACCGCCUUGCAGAGUUAGAAGAAUUUAUCAAUGGACCAAAUAAUGCUCAUAUCCAACAAGUUGGUGACCGUUGUUAUGAUGAAAAAAUGUAUGAUGCUGCUAAGUUGUUGUACAAUAAUGUUUCCAAUUUUGGACGUUUGGCAUCUACCCUGGUUCACCUGGGUGAAUAUCAGGCAGCUGUUGAUGGGGCUAGGAAAGCUAACAGUACUCGAACAUGGAAAGAGGUCUGCUUCGCCUGUGUAGAUGGGAAAGAAUUCCGUCUUGCUCAGAUGUGUGGACUUCAUAUUGUUGUACAUGCAGAUGAAUUAGAAGAACUUAUCAACUACUAUCAGGAUCGUGGCUAUUUUGAAGAGCUGAUCACCAUGUUGGAAGCAGCACUGGGACUUGAGCGAGCUCACAUGGGAAUGUUUACUGAAUUAGCUAUUCUAUACUCUAAAUUUAAGCCUCAGAAAAUGAGGGAGCACCUGGAGCUGUUCUGGUCUAGAGUGAAUAUUCCCAAGGUGCUAAGAGCUGCAGAACAAGCUCAUCUUUGGGCAGAACUGGUGUUUUUGUAUGACAAGUAUGAAGAAUAUGAUAAUGCCAUAAUUACCAUGAUGAAUCAUCCAACUGAUGCCUGGAAAGAAGGGCAAUUCAAAGAUAUCAUUACCAAGGUUGCCAAUGUGGAACUAUACUACAGAGCAAUACAGUUCUACUUAGAAUUCAAGCCUCUGUUGUUAAAUGAUUUGCUGAUGGUGCUGUCUCCACGGUUGGAUCACACUCGUGCAGUCAAUUAUUUCAGCAAGGUUAAACAGCUACCACUGGUGAAACCGUAUUUGCGUUCAGUUCAGAACCAUAACAACAAAUCUGUGAAUGAAUCAUUGAACAAUCUUUUUAUUACAGAAGAAGAUUAUCAGGCUCUGCGAACAUCAAUAGAUGCUUAUGACAACUUUGACAAUAUCUCGCUUGCUCAGCGUUUGGAAAAACAUGAACUCAUUGAGUUCAGGAGAAUUGCUGCUUAUCUCUUCAAAGGCAACAAUCGCUGGAAACAGAGUGUAGAGCUGUGCAAGAAAGACAGCCUUUACAAGGAUGCAAUGCAGUAUGCUUCUGAAUCUAAAGAUACUGAAUUGGCUGAAGAACUCCUGCAGUGGUUUUUGCAGGAAGAAAAAAGAGAGUGCUUUGGAGCUUGUCUGUUUACCUGUUACGAUCUUUUAAGGCCAGAUGUCGUCCUAGAAACUGCAUGGAGGCACAAUAUCAUGGAUUUUGCCAUGCCCUAUUUCAUCCAGGUCAUGAAGGAGUACUUGACAAAGGUGGAUAAAUUAGAUGCUUCAGAAUCACUGAGAAAAGAAGAAGAACAAGCUACAGAGACACAACCCAUUGUUUAUGGUCAGCCCCAGUUGAUGCUGACAGCAGGACCCAGUGUUGCCGUCCCUCCCCAGGCACCUUUUGGUUAUGGUUAUACCGCACCACCGUAUGGACAGCCACAGCCUGGCUUUGGGUACAGCAUGUGAGAUGAAGCGCUGAUCCUGUAGUCACCUAUUUUCGUACUGAAACAUCGUCUUUACCCACUUCUCAGUUUAUAAUGGGGGAAAACAGGCAACGUGUUCUUGUAACCUUUAUUUCAUGAAGGACUUCUUUUUGUUUCUAACUAUAAACUUGGAUCACCUAUGUUAAAACCUUAUUUCACAUUCCACAUCAUUUUAGAAUUUAUUUUCGAAGGGGAAUAGUUUCAAUGUUUUAUUCACUUGGGCUUUUUUUCUUCCCCCUCUUUCUUUAAAGAACUGCUCAAUAUUCAAUCUGUUGUGAAGAACCUGAUUUGCACUCUGUAGUGUUUAAAGAAACAAAGAAACUCUAAUAUUGAAUCUCUUAAAUUUAGUGUAUGUAAACAGCUUACAAAUACGUAUUGUCUAAAUGCAUUUAAAUCUGUUUUAUUCAAAGAAAAGCUAAAGCAAAAACACUGGCAUAUGACCAUGCAAGACUGUCAGUGCCAACAAAGACAACACUAAUCAGCACAUCGUACACUGGAUUGCAGUGCUUCCCAGAUUAUUGAAAAAUGUUACAGACAACUUGCCUGAUUUUUAAAUGAGCGUAAAAGGCCCUCUAACCUAUGCAGGUUUCCCCAUUAUGCAUAUAGAAAAUGCUAGUAUGUUUUGCUCACUUCAUAUGUAACAGGUGCCCUUAUGUUGUGCUGUAUCCUGUGCUUUUUCUGUGGGACCAUUCCAUUCAGGAGCAAAGAGCACCAUGAUUCCAAUCUUGUGUGUGUUUACUAACCCUUCCCUGAGGUUUGUGUAUGUUGGAUAUUGUGGUGUUUUAGAUCACUGAGUGUACAGAAGAGAGAAAUUCAAACAAAAUAUUGCUGUUCUUCAGUUUUGUUUGUGGAAUUUGAAAUUACUCAAAUUUAAAAUAAAUUACUGGACUGUGGAAAUAACAUAGAAUUGAAGUUUUAAUUAAAUACCACUCAAACGAAAAGAACAGUAGUUUUUGUAGUUUUAUAUUGGAUACUGAGGCAUUAGGGAGGCAUGAAAGGAAGAGGAAUGAGGAUUGAGACAUGUGAAGACAUUGUGCAUUAUAUCAAUGUGCAUUCCUGUAGUUCAUUAACAAGGUACAUGCAAUAGUCUAAAGAACCAGAGUCACUACUAUAGUGGCUUAACAUUUAAUCUGUCUCCAAUAUUUUAACCAAGUGACACCGAGGUUUUUAUCGAAGCAUUUCACUUAAAUGAACAAAUCAUGGCUGUUAUAUUAACUUGAAAUAAAAUAUAUUUAAACAUGUAGUUAACAUGCUCUUUCUCAUCAUGAAUUAUAAAGGUGCCCAAAUUAUGGGUAUCUUGAUUUUUUUCAAAAAUUGGUUGUGUGAAUCCAGCUCUUGCUUAUGGCUGAGAAUGUUCCUAAAGUUCAUUUCACUAUCCCUUAAUCCUCAAUAGCUACACAUACCCCCUUGCCUAGUUAGUCUUGCACUGCUUUACAACUCUCUUAGGCAAAUUACCUAACAUAAGCUCCACAGAAGAGUUUUUUAAAACUUAAAAUCCCUGUCCCACCAGGUGUGGUGGCUCAUGCCUGUAAUCCCAGCACUUUGGGAGGCUGAGGCAGGCGGAUUGCUUGAGGCCAGGAGUUCGAGACAAGCCUGACCAACAUGGUGACUCCAUCUCUACUAAAAAUAAAAAAUCAGCCAGGUGUGAUGGUGGAUGCCUAUAAGAUCCUAGCUGCUACUCAGGAGGCAGGAGGCUGAGGCAUGAGAAUCACUUGAACCUGUGAGGCAAAGGUUGUAGUGAGCCAAGAUCACGUCACUGCACUCCAUCCUGGGUGACAGAAUGAGACUCUUGUCUCAAAAAACAAAAAAACCUAUUUAGUUUCAUCCAGGACAUUAAGUGAAAGUGUUUAAUGUGAGUGCAGGUCAGUGAAGAAUACAAUGGUGCCCCUGCUUUGAUUUGUGGGAGGUGCCAUCAGUUUUCCCCACCACUGCUUUUGCACCCUCAGUGCAAAUAUCAACACAGAGAAAAAAAAAAUAAUAAUAGUAUUAUGAAAACAUUGACUCUGUGGAGACCCUGUGGGUUCUGCAGAGUAUACUUUGAAAACUAUAAGAUUAUGAGUUCUAUAAAAUACCAAGUACAGAUGAACUAGAAAACAAGCAUAUAUCCACAAUUACCAGAAUUUUCAUAGUAUUCCUUUUAGUAGAUAUGCCAUGACAGUUACUUAGCCACCCCAUGCCAUCCUGUUGGGAAUGCCACUACCUUUGAAUUUGGAGCCAUCAGUCUAUCUGAGGCAAACCUCAGAAAUUACCUGAGCCAGAAUCAUGCACUUAGCACUGAGUUCAACUCAGUCUUAACGUUGCAUUUUGUUGCAUCACUUUUGCAGCCAGUAAACAUUCUGUUUAGAAAUAGUUGCUAUUGUGGCAUCAUUCACAGUUGCAAUUUUUCUCCUGUGCUGUCAUAUGCCUGUGCGAAGUGUAUUAAAUGAAUCAAAUAUUAGAAAUUUCAAGGCUGUCUUUAGUGUUCUGCCCACAAUACUCCACCAAUGACCUUAGACCUUGAGAUGGUGCUAUAACGCUGCUUAUAUUGCAGUUAACCAUAGAGAGGUGGAGCCACUUAAAAUGGGCCUAUUACCAAAAUUCUCCCUGGCAUCAUUACAGUUCUUGGGGAUACACUGAUUUUAGAAAUUACUGUCAGUAUCCUCCUAAAAGAAGGCUUAAAUAGUUUCUAACAAGAUGACUAUCAGGAAGCUAUGUGGCUUGGGGAGUUGGGACCCUCUGCCUCAUAUUCUGGGUAACUGGUAUAACAUAGUAAUUAUUAGGAUUGUAUCAAGUGUAUCUAAAGAUCAAAAGGGAAAAAAGGCACCCUUAAUUGUCAAAGUUAGUUCUAGGAAAAAAUACUAGCAGGGAUGACAAACUACGUUCACUUUACAGUUACCAUAAAUUCUUACUUGGGCCCACCCAUUUCCAUCUGUUAAGGUCCAUAAGGUUACUCAAGUUUCAGUGGCUUCAUUGUUACAAGAAAGGGGGGAAGUGAGAAACUUUAAUAGGCUGUGAUUUAGAACCACUGCUGAUUAACCUUUGGCCAGUAUGGGUCAGGGAAGGUGAACAUGAAACACUGCACAGUAGGUUGUAUCAAUGCUAUAAAAC
Molecule: messenger RNA, 8381 nt
Organism: Homo sapiens (human)
Lineage: Eukaryota; Metazoa; Chordata; Mammalia; Primates; Hominidae
Gene: CLTC
Product: clathrin heavy chain
Exons: 32
Coding region: 238-5277 (1679 amino acids)
Biological process (GO): intracellular protein transport; vesicle-mediated transport; receptor-mediated endocytosis
Cellular component (GO): glutamatergic synapse; clathrin coat of coated pit; presynaptic endocytic zone membrane
Molecular function (GO): protein kinase binding; structural molecule activity; clathrin light chain binding
Source: RefSeq, marked reviewed